CUAAUGUGGACCGUGCAAGAAUUUACAUGGUUGUAAUCAAUAACAAUAAAGAGAAACAAUGUGUGUAUAUAUCUUUUACAGAUUCGGAAAAUGCUUUUUGCCGAUUGAUCCACUGUGCUUAAAGAGAGUUCACUAAUAUCGAUCGAUUAAUUUAGCAAUACGGAAGGAAUCUUUCACCAGUUAGUUUCAAGAGACGGUGGUUUUAGUCACGUCUUAGAAAUUCGUGUGGUAUAUUUCAUCACGGUCAUCAGGAGUGGAACUAUAUAAUAGAUAUUAAUUUACACUAUCGAUAUUAACGUUUAAAGGAAAACAUACUUGACGUUCACGCCUAUGUGAAUAAAAAAUAUUUUUAUUCUCUGGAUAUUUUUUUUUUCGAAAUUAACAUGUGUAUUCAAAGAAAAGUGUUCGUUACACGGAGGGUUCCGCAACCCGGAAUCGAACUUCUGGAAGGGGCUGGAUGUAAGGUUGAAUUCUGGGACAGCGAUGAGGCGAUUCCAAGGGAAGAGCUUAUACGGGGGAUAUCCGGUGCCCACGCUCUGUUCUGUAUGUUGACGGACACGAUUGAUGGCGAGGUGUUGGAUGCUGCAGGACCAAAUUUACAGGUUGUAGGCACGAUGUCUGUAGGAUAUGAACACAUUGAUCUAGAAGCAUGUCGUGCACGAGAUGUUCGUGUUUGUAACACUCCGAACGUGUCCACAGACAGUGUGGCUGAGUUAACAGUGGCACUGCUGUUGCUCACUGCUCGACGAUUACUGGAAGGGGUUCAAGCCGUUAAAGAUGGACAAUGGGGGAAAUGGAAGCCUAUGUGGUUGUGUGGUAUGGAGCUGCCGCAGAAAACAGUUGGAAUACUAGGACUCGGACGCAUAGGGUAUGGCGUUGCUAGGCGACUGAAGCCAUUCGGAGUCAAAAACAUUGUGUACCACGACGUUUGCAGGGUAGGUUACGCAGACGAUAUCGGGGCUAGUUUCGUAGAAUUCGAUAAACUCUUGGCUGAAUCAGAUGUUAUUUGCAUUUGUUGUAAUCUUACACCACAGACAAAACAUAGAUUCAAUAAAUCUGCUUUCAAAAAGAUGAAAAGCCACGCCAUAUUGGUAAACAGCGGAAGAGGCGGGGUGAUAAAACACGAUGAUCUGUUAGAAGCAUUAACUUCCGGAGAAAUUGCUGCGGCCGGAUUGGACGUUACUGAACCAGAACCACUUCCGGCGGAUCACCCGCUUGUACAUCAACCGAAUUGUAUUGUUCUUCCGCACAUGGGAAGUAACACUUGGGACUCUAGGAAUAGUAUGUCGGAAACAACCGCAAAUAAUAUAUUAUCAGUAUUUAAUGACCAAACUGCCACUGGUUUGGUGCAGUAGAAAUUGAUUUUGAACUGUUUUUACUUCCAUGGUAUUUUUGUAGUUAAUAUAAAAAAUACUGUUGUUUCUAAAACAAAUACUAGAUUCAUUUCCAGUAGAACUGUUUCUAAUAAUUAUAUUAGAUUCGUCAAUUUAAGAAAAUGGACCCGUAAUUAAUUUCGACGAAUUUCGGUGUGAAACCAGAAAAAUGCCGUAGCCGUAUUAGAAGAUUACGUUAUCUGCCGGUUGUUAUUUCGGGUUCACUACCUUAACAUGCAUUCACUGAUGUGUUAUUCAUAAUUAAGAAUUGCCAAUCAAUUAAUGAAAUACGUCGAAUACGAUUGUUUUACACAAAACUAUUAUAGCUGGUAGAUUUGCCAGCUGUCAGCGAAAAAGUGUAGAAUUUUGCUAUAUUUAAAACAUCAUGCUGGUAUAGGGCUUAAAUGUAUUCAUGUAAUAUAUAAUUCCCACACCAAACUGUCAUCCAUAUGUUUCAGAGACUAUAAAUGUUUUACUUUAUGUCUAUGAUAGACCAUAUGAAGUUUCAUAAAAUUGCAUUGUCAGAUGGAAAAGUAUUCUGUAUACAAAAAUCGUGAAAGUAAAGUACAUUGCAACAAAUCAAAAGGAAGAUAAUUUUUGAAUUAAUUCAAGUUGUGGCUAUGUUAUUUAUGCUAUUUACUUCCUCCUUGUAAAUUAUUAUUACAUGAAGUGAAACUAAAUUAUCUUUAGUGAA
Mercenaria mercenaria is the source of this 2067-nucleotide messenger RNA. RefSeq names its product glyoxylate reductase/hydroxypyruvate reductase-like. Gene Ontology annotation, molecular function: hydroxypyruvate reductase (NADH) activity; hydroxypyruvate reductase [NAD(P)H] activity; glyoxylate reductase (NADPH) activity. The transcript is spliced from 3 exons. The record is from RefSeq and is a predicted model, not a curated record. Lineage: Eukaryota; Metazoa; Mollusca; Bivalvia; Venerida; Veneridae. Gene Ontology annotation, cellular component: cytosol. The coding region runs from base 384 to 1355 and encodes 323 amino acids.